AUGAAUGGUAUGAUGUUGGAUCCGUUGCCUCAGUGCCUAUUCAAAGAGGGAAGUGAAACACAAGUGGAGAAGGUUAACAACACUUGUCGAACUUCCAUACUUAAGGAGGUGGAGAAGUACAUUAAAGCCGACUACAAGGAUGUGUUGGAUGAUCUGCUAUUUGCUCAGCUUCUGACCUCGAAGCUUCAUGAGCUGUGGUUCCAUUAUGCUAGGAGGCCUCUCAGAUUUUCAAUGCAAGAGUUCUAUGCGAUCACUGAUCUGAAGUAUGAAGACGACGAGCCUGACUUGGAUAUUGAUAAUUGGAAAUAUGAUAAAGGGUUUUGGGCAAAGUUGCUAAGGAGAAAAGGAAAAAUUUCCUUAGAGGAAAUCAGGAAGGUGCAUCUGAAGAAUUGUAAUACAUGGUCUCGUGUAGAUAGGCUGAGGAUGGUGUAUUUGUGUGUGAUCUGUGGUAUAAUUAUGGCGAAGGAUGAGAGGGUUGCCAUCCCACACAAGUACAUCAAGCUGGUGAUGGAUUUCGAGAAGAUGAGGAAAUAUCCAUGGGGUCUUCACUCCUUUGAUAUGCUGGUGACUUCUAUUAUCGAAGCUAGGGAUAAAGUGAAGACUCAGAACAGCCAUGUUGUAGAUGGGUUCUCUUAUGCACUUCGGAUUUGGUUGAUGGAGGCUAUUCCAGACAUUGGGUCGCUUUUGGGUCAGAAACUCCAACAAGGCGUGACUAGCAUGAGAUGCAGGAACUGGAAAGGAUCUGCCAAGGUUUCCUAUGAUGAUAUUACUAGCUUAGAGUCUACUUUUGGAUCCAUUGGAGAUAAAUUUCCAUAUUUAUCUUCCACUGGAAAUUACAAUGUCGUUUUAGGUGAGGAGUUUAAACGAGCUUCUGAGAUGAAGGAUGAAAGAGACGAUCUGAUGAUGGAGAUGAUCGAAAAGAAAUAUGCUUGGAGUAAGCAUGAGUGGGGUUUCAAGGAAACUGUAGAGCCAUUUGUGGACAGUUCUGAUGAAGAUGGUUCAGAUAGAGAGGAGGCUGGAGAAACAAGUGAGACUGGAGUGGAAGAAGAAAUAGAAACCACCCCUGUGUCUGCUCCAAGGAAGAGAAAGAAGAAAUAUCAGGAUACUGGUGCCGAGUCAAGGAAGAAGAGGUUACUUUUGCAAAGAUCAACCGAGAAGUACAGAGAUCUUGAAGAGGAAAUAAAGUCCUAUAUCCAGGUUAUGUUCAAGUCUUCUUUCACUGCCUUGGGGCUCGAGGUACGCGACAUGAUUGAUGACCGGUUUGCCAAAUUAGAGGAGAAGCUCCUUUCAUCUCAGAAUCAGGGUGGUGCUCCGGCUGAUACUCCUGCUGCGGCUACUGUUCCAGUUUCUACUACUGCUCCGGUUUAUACUCCUUCUCCUAUUCCAGCUUCUACUAAAGUUCAUACUUUGGUUUCUACUCGUGGUGUUGCUCCUUCUGGCAGUCGAGCUUAUGCUCCUUCUCGUACUCGAGCUUCUGGUCCUUCUGGCAGUCGAGCUUCUGCUCCUUCUCGCAGUGGUGGUCCUGCAAAUGCUGCGAAGGCAAGGUCUCAGACAAAGGUAAACAAGAAGUAG
Raphanus sativus (radish) is the source of this 1572-nucleotide messenger RNA. RefSeq lists its product as uncharacterized. The transcript has 4 exons. The record is from RefSeq and is a predicted model, not a curated record. The coding region runs from base 1 to 1572 and encodes 523 amino acids. Lineage: Eukaryota; Viridiplantae; Streptophyta; Magnoliopsida; Brassicales; Brassicaceae.